GUCAAAGCUCGGCUAUAGGUUUUCUGUCAAGUUUCUCUUACAGGAAGCAAUUACACAUACAACGGCUCAAGAGUCAUACUGCUACCAGAGACUUGAAUUUCUUGGUGACUCAGCAUUGGACCUGCUUAUUACUGGGCAUCUCUAUCAGACCCAUAUAGAUAUUGAUCCUGGAGAUUUGACUGAUUUGCGCUCAGCAUCUGUUAGUAAUGAAAAUUUUGCCCAAAUCGCCGUCAGGAAGAACCUCUAUAAGCAUCUUCAACAUAAGUCUGCAUUACUCGCUCGUCAAAUAACAGAGUAUGUGAAGUCCUUUAUUGAAAAUGAAGAUACCACUGGAUCAAGGCCAGAUGUAAUGGGUCCUAAGGCUCUCGGAGACCUGGUGGAAAGUAUUGCAGGGGCAAUGUUGAUAGAUUCCAAGUUUAAUCUUGAUGAAGUAUGGAGAAUAUUUAAGCCACUACUGUCUCCAAUUGUGACUCCUGAUAAACUUCAACUGCAUCCACUACGUAAAUUGAUGGAAUUGUGUGACUCUCUUGGGUAUUUCAUCAAAGAAAAAUGUCUGAACAAGGGAGAAAUUGUGCAUGCUGAGUUGAGGUUGCAGCUGGAAGAUGUUCUUUUGGUUGGAGAGGCACAUGAACGGAGUGCAAAGCUUGCAAAAGGAAAAGCAGCUGCACAUUUAUUGAAACAACUUGAGAACAGAAAAAUCUCUCGCGGUGGUUCAAAGAGGAAUCAACGGGAUCUUGAUCAUUCUGGCGAGUUAUCUUCCCUAGAUUUCAGUAUUAACAUUUACAGUCAAACAUCUGAUGGCAGUUUGUCAAGCGCAAAAAAGCAGAAGACAACUGAAACUCACGUGCUUGAGUCAGCCAGUGUUUCUUCGUUUGCUUAUGACUGCUCUAAGAAUGCCAGCAGUUCCUACACUCCCAUUCCAGUUGUAGCCCCCAUCAGCAUGAAGAAAGGAGGACCCCGGACUUCUCUUUUUGAGUUUUGUAAGAGACAGCUGUGGCCAAUGCCUACAUUCCAGACGACAGAGCAUAAAUCGAAAACACCAAUGGAAUUUGGGGAAGGAUCUGAAGUAAGAAAAGGAUUUAGGGGUUUUGUUUCAAAGAUUACGCUGCACAUACCUGGGUCUGGCAUUGUUGAAUGCACGGGAGAAGCUAGAACUGAUAAGAAGAGUUCAUUUGACUCUGCGGCGUUUCUUAUGCUCUAUGAGCUUCAGAAGCAAGGGAAACUCAUGAUUAGUAAAUUUUUGUGAGUACCUAAUUUAAGAUUUUCAAUUUUAUUAGAGAAAUAGAGAGAAUAUUAUGGUAAACUUUUUAGUAAUCCAACUUCAUUAUCUUCAUAUACAACGAAGCAAUUAGGAAGUAGGCACUACUAUAUGUAUGAUAAUAGCCUGUGUAUUAACUGUAACAAAUAAGUCAUGAGAGAAUGUGAUCUCUAUUGUCAAAAGACAUGAAUGCUAUUACUGUCCCUUCUAUAUAUAUAUGUGCUCUCUCUGUUGGGGGAAGCUUUGCUGUUCAAAUA
This is a messenger RNA of Carica papaya (papaya), 1515 nucleotides long. The record is from RefSeq and is a predicted model, not a curated record. Lineage: Eukaryota; Viridiplantae; Streptophyta; Magnoliopsida; Brassicales; Caricaceae.